UAGUAAUUUUACAGAAAUUUAUCAUUAAUGCACGAACGACUUGUCGUGGAGGGUAAACUCGCGAAGCCCGAAGUCUUUGUGUGUGCAACUUUGAGACAAAACUGCGACUGCGAAAAACGGCAGCAAUGGCGACCGAGCUUGAAGAGUUGGUGGGAUUUCUUUCAGCUCCUUCUCUGCCAGUGCAGAAGGCUGCUGUUGAUAUCGUUCGGGACUUAACCGGGUCUGAAGAUGGGUUGCUGUCCCUUUCUAAGUAUGCCAAUAUUGUGAUUUCAUCAUUAUCUCGACUUUUAAGCCAAAAAAAGGAGGUCUCUGAGCCUGCAGCGCAAGCCGUUGUGAAUCUCUCCCAGAACUCAAAUUUAGCUGCUAAGAUGGUUGAGAUAGGGAUGGUUCAAAUGGCUAUGGAUCUAUUGUAUAAACCAGACUCUAGCAUUACCCAAUUGCUGGUAAUGCUCCUAGUUAAUCUCACUCAGUUGGAUGCUGGCAUUAAAUCCUUGCUUCAGACUGAGGAUGAGAAGGUGCAAGGACUGUUUGUUAUGAAGCUUGUGAGAUCAUUCUGCAGAUCCUCCAGCGAAAAUAGAGAUGACCAAUUUGAUCAUGUAGGUUCCAUUCUUGUAAAUAUAUCACAGAAAGAAGCAGGUAGGAAAAUGUUACUGGACCCUAAGCGAGGAUUGCUGAAGCAGAUUCUCAGACAAUUUGACUCAACUAAUCCAUUGCGGAAGAAAGGGGUUUCUGGAACGAUUCGCAACUGCUGUUUUGAAGCUGAGAAUCAGCUACAAGAUUUACUUUUGACAUCUGAAUUUCUUUGGCCAGCUCUACUUCUGCCUGUUGCUGGCAAAAAGAUAUACAGUGAACAAGAUACAUCAAAAAUGCCUCUUGAGCUUGGCAGCGCACUCUCAAUUGAGCGUGAACCAUGUGAUGACCCUGAAAUUCGUGUUCAAGCAUUGGAGUCUAUUUACUUGAUCACAUUACAGGAGGCUGGUCUAAGAGCCUUUUGGUCUGUCAAUGGACCUCGUAUACUACAAGUUGGGUAUGAAGAUGAGCAGGAUCCUAAAGUAAUGGAAGCAUAUGAACAAGUUGGCUCCUUGCUCGUUCAUGAAAGUGGGACGGCGGUGUCAUCCAAUGAAACCUCAUACUCAUAGUAGCAAUGCUUUGAUACAAUAUUGUUUCCAAUCAGAUAACAUUUCAGUUUUUAAGAAGCUGAAAUUUUCAUUGUCAAGAUCAAGAACUCAAGCAACAUUUUGGCCAAUUAUUGUGCUGUAGGUACAUGGGAUCAUGCCUACAAUUUAUCAGAGAAUGGUUUCUGGUGUUUUGUAAUGUAUGAUUUUGUCAGUAAUGUAGAUUAUCAAGUAAAAGAAUAUAAGUAGCCACUUAGUCUUGGCUUUAGGAAGAACUUUUGUACCAAUGUGAUCUUUAUUUACAAGUGUGGUACUGUUGUCCUUUUUACUCACUGUCAUCUCAGUGUAACUGUGUAUGUGAACUUUAUACAUUUUUUAUUAUCGGCUUUGGCAUUGCAGUUUUA
Molecule: messenger RNA, 1519 nt
Organism: Hevea brasiliensis (rubber tree)
Lineage: Eukaryota; Viridiplantae; Streptophyta; Magnoliopsida; Malpighiales; Euphorbiaceae
Exons: 9
Coding region: 126-1139 (337 amino acids)
Source: RefSeq, a predicted model, not a curated record